AAUCGAACGCGUCAGCAGCCCGUUAGCAGUAAAGCAACGACCAAAAGAAAAGGCACUGCAGCGGAGGACUGCCCAAGAUGUUCCAGUGAGAGUGAGGGAUGCCAGGUAUGAGUCAGAAUAACCCCUGUUUGUGGAAACAGCUCCCCCUGAGAAGCAGCCUGUCCCCGUGCGACCGCUACAAGCACGCCUGUUGCAGCUACAAUGCAAACGUCUACGUCCUGGGAGGCAGAGAGAACAGCUGCCUGAGGGACUUCUGGAAAUACAAUGUGGUGUCUGAUGAAUGGACCGAGUUGAGCUGCAGUGGUGAAGCGGCACCAGAGGAGCUAGAGGGACAUUCUAUGGUAGCUCACAAGGGUUUCCUGUACGUGUUUGGAGGCCUGUUGGACUCUGCAUACACCACAUGCAGAUGUGCUCUCUGGGUGUUCGACAUCGCAAAGCAGAAGUGGGUGCAGUGGCAGGGAAAGAGGAGCUUGCUUCAGACCCAAAUGCCGACCAACAGGAAGGGCCACAGCGCCGUGGUGCUCGGCUCUGCCAUGCUCAUGUACGGAGGAUUCAUUGACAUGAAAGGCACCUCCCAGGAUUUCUGGAGUUUGGACUUUAAUAUCAUGUCUUGGUCCCUGCUGAGUGGCUCUCAGCAGGACUCAUUAGGCCCAGGCCCCAGACACAGUCACUCAGCUGUAGCCUAUCAGGGCUGCGUGUACCUGUUUGGAGGCUUAAAAGGUUUACGGGAGCAGAGAGACUUCUGGAAGUGGAAUUCCAGCAGCCACACAUGGAGUUCACUCAAGUACGGCCCUCCUAAGCUCACAGGACACUCAGCUGUCACCUAUAAAGACUCAAUGCUCCUUUUCGGUGGAGGCGAGACCCAGGACUCUCCAAAGAACUGCCUGUGGAGAUACAGCUUCAUCACUCAGACCUGGAUGCAGCUCGCCACACUCCCGGGCUCCAACCCCCCAGACAAGAUCCACCACUGCUGCACUGGUCUGGGUCCCAGCUACAAAACCAGUAGCACCAGCAAGAGCUCAGACUCAGGACUCCAGCCCAGGUUACUGGGAGGGAAACUCAAGCCGUUUAAGAACAAGUGCUUCCCAGCACCACUCACCUACCUGGAGUCAGAUAACGCUAUAGAGCUGGAGACUUUCACUCCAGACAGAGAAGCCAACAGAAGUUCUUCAGAACUGGAGACCAGCAGAGAGGCCUUAAUAGAGAUAGAUGGUCAGCGUAUUGGAAGCUGCCUGACAUUUGAGAACAAAGCAUUCAUGAAACAAUGGAGCUGCUCAGAGGAGGAGGCGCUGGAGGGCAAGGAUGGAGACAUCACUCAGCAUCUGCCCGACCUGCUGCUGGUGCUCGGCGGAAAACCUUGUACGAGAACCAGCCCCAUCUCCAUGUGGCAGGUGACGCUGAUUGACUGAAUAAAUGAUUCUGUUCUCUGCGUGAGAAGCAUGUUUUAA
Molecule: messenger RNA, 1448 nt
Organism: Pelmatolapia mariae (spotted tilapia)
Lineage: Eukaryota; Metazoa; Chordata; Actinopteri; Cichliformes; Cichlidae
Gene: klhdc3l
Product: kelch domain containing 3-like
Exons: 8
Coding region: 99-1409 (436 amino acids)
Cellular component (GO): Golgi apparatus
Molecular function (GO): protein binding
Source: RefSeq, a predicted model, not a curated record